GCGGCGGCGGCGGCGCGGUGGUGGCGCUGUGGAGACCGGGUCUAGACGCCAGGCGGCCGCCCGGCGCAAGGCGCUUUCUGGCUCCCUCCCCCAGUGCACAGCCCGCCUCCUUCCGCGGUGCCUGCAGCCGCAGGCUCGCUCUGCCCUCCCAAGACUCGCUCCGGGAGACGCUGCGCGCGGGUCCUGGGCACAGGGUCCGCGGCCUGAGACCGUGAGGCCGAGGCGAGCCGCCAGCGGUAGCCGGCCUCCGGCGCGGUUCUCUCCCCGGCGGGCGCCCCAUGCGCGAUCGCUUCUCCCGGGUAGUCGCCACCGCCGCUUCCCGGGACUGAGACGCCCGCUUCGUCGGCUCCCCGCCCGUGACCGAGGCUAGCACUCAGCCGGUCGUGCUCCAGGCAGUCGCCAGCGCUGAGUGGAAACAAAAUGUCAGUCAGCGUGCAUGAGAACCGCAAGUCCAGGGCCAGCAGCGGCUCCAUCAACAUCUACCUGUUUCACAAGUCCUCCUAUGCCGACAGCGUCCUCACCCACCUCAACCUUUUACGCCAGCAGCGUCUCUUCACCGACGUCCUCCUCCAUGCGGGGAAUAGGACCUUCCCCUGCCACCGGGCAGUGCUGGCCGCAUGCAGCCGCUACUUCGAAGCCAUGUUCAGCGGCGGCCUGAAAGAGAGCCAGGACAGCGAGGUGAACUUCGACAAUUCCAUCCACCCAGAAGUCCUAGAGCUUCUCCUCGACUAUGCGUACUCCUCCCGGGUCAUCAUCAACGAGGAGAAUGCAGAAUCGCUCCUGGAGGCUGGUGACAUGCUGGAGUUUGAGGACAUCCGGGAUGCCUGUGCCGAGUUCCUGGAGAAGAACUUGCACCCCACCAACUGCCUGGGCAUGCUGCUGCUGUCCGACGCACACCAGUGCACCAAGCUGUACGAGCUCUCCUGGAGAAUGUGUCUCAGCAACUUCCAGACCAUCCGGAAGAACGAAGACUUCCUCCAGCUGCCUCAGGACAUGGUCGUGCAGCUCCUGUCCAGUGAGGAGCUGGAGACAGAAGAUGAAAGGCUGGUGUACGAGUCUGCAAUUAACUGGAUCAGCUACGACCUGAAGAAGCGUUACUGCUACCUCCCAGAACUGCUGCAGACGGUGAGGCUGGCACUCCUGCCGGCCAUCUAUCUCAUGGAGAACGUGGCCAUGGAAGAGCUCAUCACCAAGCAGAGGAAGAGCAAGGAGAUCGUGGAAGAGGCCAUCAGGUGCAAGCUGAAGAUCCUGCAGAACGACGGUGUGGUCACCAGCCUCUGUGCCCGGCCUCGGAAAACCGGCCAUGCCCUCUUUCUCCUGGGGGGGCAGACUUUCAUGUGUGACAAGCUGUAUCUAGUAGACCAGAAGGCCAAAGAAAUCAUUCCCAAGGCUGACAUUCCCAGCCCAAGAAAAGAGUUCAGCGCGUGUGCGAUUGGCUGCAAAGUAUACAUUACUGGGGGGCGAGGGUCUGAAAACGGAGUCUCAAAAGAUGUCUGGGUUUACGAUACCCUACACGAGGAGUGGUCCAAAGCUGCCCCCAUGCUGGUGGCCAGGUUUGGCCAUGGCUCUGCUGAACUAAAGCACUGCCUGUAUGUGGUCGGGGGGCACACGGCCGCUACGGGUUGUCUCCCAGCCUCCCCGUCGGUCUCCCUAAAGCAAGUAGAACAUUAUGACCCCACAACCAACAAAUGGACCAUGGUGGCCCCACUCCGCGAGGGCGUAAGCAAUGCCGCUGUCGUGAGUGCCAAGCUCAAGUUGUUUGCUUUUGGGGGUACCAGUGUCAGUCAUGACAAGCUCCCCAAGGUUCAGUGUUACGAUCAAUGUGAAAACAGGUGGACGGUACCGGCCACCUGUCCCCAGCCCUGGCGCUACACAGCAGCAGCUGUGUUGGGGAACCAGAUUUUUAUUAUGGGAGGAGACACAGAGUUCUCUGCCUGCUCUGCUUACAAAUUCAACAGUGAGACUUACCAGUGGACCAAGGUGGGAGACGUGACAGCCAAACGCAUGAGCUGCCACGCUGUGGCUUCCGGAAACAAACUCUACGUGGUUGGAGGCUACUUCGGCAUUCAGCGAUGCAAGACCCUGGACUGCUAUGAUCCGACGUUAGACGUGUGGAGCAGCAUCACCACCGUCCCGUACUCACUGAUCCCUACGGCGUUUGUCAGCACCUGGAAGCAUCUGCCUUCUUAGGUGACCGGCGUCCUGAAGGAAGUGAGCAUGAGCUCACUCCACGAGACAGCAUGAGAUUUCUACUUUGGAGAGGAAGGCAAGUUUAAUGAAGAGGAAGAAAACAGAAAAGUUGCUACAAGACUUGAGUAAAAUCCACUGCACCUUGUAAAUGUUCUAACUGGACAUGAAGGAGGGGGGGUGGGAGUUUCCAGUGCAAGCAGCACAUGGUUUAAAUAUGAAUGAAUGAACUGUGAUCUAGUCCUUGUCUUGUAAUUGUGGAUUAAUGUCAGCAUUAAUCAGCCCCUCAAAGGGAGAGAAAAGCUGGACCUUUUCCCUUGCUGUACCAUAUUCAGCGUUUGAUUUCCAUGGGCUCCGCCAUUUGUGUGUAAAAUUUGAAAUGGUUGUCGCCUCUCUCUGAAGAGCGAGCUUGAAGGCUGCACACCAGCUGCCGUCCGGGGGUCGGGGGGGACACUGACUGAGCUGGCUGGAGGACGGGGACCACCGACUCCAGGGACUGUGCACUCCCCAGCAAGGCUUCCGAACAAGGGGGCUGUUGUUGAGAGCCUUUUGGUAGAUGUUCUUGUCUAUUUAUAAAUGACUGUAAACUUUCCCUUAGCGUUAAGAAUGUGUUACAGAUCUAGCUAUUUAUUGUUUGAUGCCUGCAUGCUGAAGCGAUGCCUCACCGUGGUCCGCACGUGCAGGGACCUGUGUGAAUGGUUGUAUGUUUUGCACAUUUUGUGGUUGUUGAGGUGUGCUUUGCCGCACAAAGAUGAAAACUUUUCAGUUACAAUUUGGAGUUUAACUGGAGGGUGGGGGUGGGCGGGGGGAGGGCGGGAUUAAAUGCCAAGACAGGGAAGGCUUACAAGACAUCCCAGAGUAAACCGCGGAGGUCUGUUUUCUUAGAUGCACCGACUUUUAAUGGGGUUUCCUGAGAUAGGGUCAGGCUGAUGGCUGAUGGGGUACAGGGGGCUCCUUCUCUCUGCCCUGCUCCCUCCCAUCUGAUUCACCUAACUUCAGCUGCUGAAAUGUGGAAAGGACCAAAUCGCUUUACAGUUUUUUUUUUUCUUUGUGUAAUAUCCUGACAUCCUGGAAAAUUCUGUGGAAUCAUUCUGUAUAUAGAGCACAAGGUAAAGUCAUUGUCCAAAGUUUAUUUAUUUAUCUAUUUAUUACCCCCUGAGAAUACUUUGCCAUAACCACAGCUAACAAGAAAAACAGGUGUCACUAAUGUGAGUUAAGUCACCAUCCACGUUUCCUUGACCUGGACCUAGUGCUCUCUCUUACUGCUGGACGAUUUAGCUAGAAGUCCUCUAAUUCCUUCAUACUGGUACAGUGUAUACUCUAGCGCCCACCUUUAGGUGAAUCUCUAAAAAAAAUCUCUUUGGUGCCCAGAAGUGACACAUAUCUGGCCACAAAACACCAAAGAAUUGCAAGCAGUGGCCCCUAUUGAGAUUUCCCGGUGUAGCCGGGACUCGAUUGUGAAUACAUUCUUUGCUAGUUUGAGUGCUUGCUUGUUAAACAUGUGCCGUGAUAGGUAUUAGUGCUAGACCCAAAUAAGGUGCUUCCUCAAAGCUGUCUGGGGAAGGCCAAAGUGUGCAACUUAAACUGCUUUUGUCGGUGUUUCUCACAUAGCUGUAUUUUAGAAAAUAAGGUUUAAGACUGACAACAUCCUCGUACAUCGUGAGUGCUUGCAUUGUCUGAUGAUGGAUAAAUCCUUACUGUUUCUCUCCACCUUAGUGCGUUAGGCUUAUUGUACGUGUCUGUGUGUGCCAUGGAUAUAGUGGGACCAAAAGAAAUGAAACAUUGGCCUAAAAGAAUCUUUGUACUUGGCAGCAGUCCGUUGCUGGUCCCUGGAUGUGUUCUGAGCAGUGCCAAUGUCUAAUCCAAUCCCAGCGGCAUGGUUACCCAGCAGCAGUGCGGGCCCUGUAGCUUAGGAUGCAAAUCCACCAGAGAUGGAUGUCAGCGAGUGGCUUCUGAAAGCAGGCUGGAUUUUCUGCAGCUGUUUCAAAGUUGUGGUCUGUCCUUGAAUCCUCGGUUAAUGACUCUGUGAGAGCCAGAGGGAGCUGCGGUGAGGGUGGGCCCCCAGCCUGCGGGGAACUUUCUGGACUCCCACUCUCUGCAUUGAUGUGGGCAUUUGGGCUCCCUACUUGACCAUUCUCACCCUGUGAAACGUCCAACACUUUGAAGCAAAUACAAUUCACAGCACAGGACACACAAAAACCUUGGCGUAAGACAGGGAGGGUUCUUCUCAUUUUGAGGCCUGGUUGCCGUAGUAACGGACAACAAAGGGCAGCCUUCCACUUCUGGUAUAAUUGUGUAGCCCCUUUUCUCCCGGCUUGACACCUGUCUGAAUAAGAGUGAUUAGAGCCACAUAAUAUCCCUCUCUUGGUUGUUGAGUAUAUGAUUCACGCACAAAACCCCGUAUAAGUUGAAGUAAAAUGUUCAUGUUCGUAUGUACUUGUUUGCUACUACUACAUUUUUGAGGUUUUGUAAAAGUUUUUUUUUUCACAAUGUGAAACUGGAAGUCAAUAAAUUAUUAGAGAUUUUCUCUUCA
Molecule: messenger RNA, 4720 nt
Organism: Oryctolagus cuniculus (rabbit)
Lineage: Eukaryota; Metazoa; Chordata; Mammalia; Lagomorpha; Leporidae
Gene: ENC1
Product: ectodermal-neural cortex 1
Biological process (GO): ubiquitin-dependent protein catabolic process
Cellular component (GO): Cul3-RING ubiquitin ligase complex; cytoplasm
Molecular function (GO): protein binding
Source: RefSeq, a predicted model, not a curated record